AUGUCGCCCCUCUCAGAGCUGUUCAAGUACAUUGACGAGAACCAGGAUCGCUAUGUCAAGAAGCUUGCAGAAUGGGUGUCUAUCCAGAGCGUGUCCGCGUGGCCCGAGAAGCGAAGCGAGAUCCGCAGGAUGAUGGAAGUGGCAGCUGCGGACAUCACCCAGCUGGGCGGCUCUGUGGAGCUGGUAGACAUCGGGAAGCAGACGCUCCCUGACGGCUCUGAGAUCCCCCUUCCUCCUGUGCUGUUGGGCACGCUGGGCUCUGACCCCAAGAAGAAGACUGUGUGCAUCUACGGGCACCUAGAUGUCCAGCCUGCCGCCCUGGAGGACGGCUGGGACAGUGAGCCCUUCACCCUGGAGGAGCGAGACGGGAAGCUAUAUGGGAGAGGCUCCACAGACGACAAGGGACCAGUGGCCGGCUGGAUGAAUGCACUGGAAGCCUUCCAGAAGACAAACCAGGAGAUCCCGGUCAACGUGCGCUUCUGCCUGGAGGGCAUGGAGGAGUCAGGCUCAGAAGGCCUGGACCAGCUCAUCUUCAGCCGCAAGGACACCUUCUUCAAGGACGUGGACUAUGUCUGCAUCUCCGACAACUACUGGCUGGGGAAGAAGAAGCCUUGUGUCACCUACGGCCUCCGAGGCAUCUGCUACUUCUUCAUUGAGGUGGAGUGCAGUGACAAGGAUCUCCAUUCGGGCGUGUACGGGGGCUCAGUGCAUGAGGCCAUGACCGACCUCAUCAGCCUGAUGGGCUGUCUCGUGGACCAGAAGGGGAAGAUCCUUAUCCCCGACAUCAACGAGGCGGUGGCGCCCGUGACGGACGAGGAGCUGGGGCUGUAUGAGGACAUUGACUUUGACGUGGAGGAGUACGCCAAGGAUGUUGGAGCUGAGACCCUCCUGCACAGCUGCAAGAGAGACGUCCUGAUGCAUCGCUGGAGGUACCCAUCCCUGUCCCUCCAUGGCAUCGAGGGUGCCUUCUCGGGGUCUGGAGCAAAAACCGUCAUCCCCCGGAAGGUGGUGGGCAAGUUCUCCAUCCGGUUGGUGCCACACAUGACGCCGGAGGUGGUCAGCCAGCAGGUAACCAGCUACCUGACCCAGAAGUUCACUGACCUGCAGAGCCCCAACAAGUUCAAGGUGUACAUGGGCCACGGCGGGAAGCCCUGGGUGUCGGACUUCAACCACCCGCACUACCUGGCUGGGAGGCGGGCCCUGAAGACAGUGUUUGGCGUGGAGCCGGACCUGACUCGGGAAGGUGGCAGCAUCCCCGUGACCCUGACGUUCCAGGAGGCCACCGGCAAGAAUGUCAUGCUGCUGCCUGUGGGCUCUGCUGACGACGGGGCUCACUCUCAGAAUGAGAAGCUCAACAGGCGCAACUACAUUGAAGGAACAAAGAUGCUGGGCGCCUACCUGUACGAAGUGUCCCAGCUGGGGGACUGA
Molecule: messenger RNA, 1428 nt
Organism: Elephantulus edwardii (Cape elephant shrew)
Lineage: Eukaryota; Metazoa; Chordata; Mammalia; Macroscelidea; Macroscelididae
Gene: CNDP2
Product: CNDP dipeptidase 2 (metallopeptidase M20 family)
Exons: 11
Coding region: 1-1428 (475 amino acids)
Biological process (GO): proteolysis
Cellular component (GO): cytosol
Molecular function (GO): metallodipeptidase activity
Source: RefSeq, a predicted model, not a curated record